AUGGACCCUACAAAGGCCCCAGGCUUUGUUCCGCCUUCUGAUAAGGAACCAUUACCUCUUCCUUCUCCUGCAGAAAGAAUCCCUAAGAGCGACCCUAUUCAGAGGUACGUCCUCGCCGAUGUCGGGAAUGAUAUCGAUGCUCCCAUCAGUUAUCACGAACGCAGUCAGAUGUCAAGCGAGGCCAGGCAUCGUUCGACAAAGAAGAAAUCAAGAGCAGGAUCUACUUCCUCGAUCCCUAGAAUAUCCUCGGACUUGCAGAAAUCAGACUCGUCUUCCUCAGGUGACGAAAUUAAUGACGACAAGAUAACCAAUAUAUCUCCAGACAAUAACGACAUGACUAAUAAGGCAAAUACCUCGGUACCUCACAAAUCUUCUGCUACCAGUUAUUGUGAUGAUGCUGUAUGUGGCAGUACCUCGGCGACCAGCUCGGUCUUAUCUAAAGGAUUGAAAAAACUCUCUGUUGACCCAAAUUACUCUCCUUCUUCGUACACCAGUGACGACUUAUCAGGGAAACCAAUCCUCGGGGCAGAUUUGGAAGAAGUUCCGUAUGGAGUGUCUCGCCAAGCCAGAAGUCUUGAAAAAUAUGAAUUCCCUACCCAUCGUCUCAAGACUAAACUUCACGAUAACUCUAAAUACCCCCUUGUCAUCGUUGCUUGCGGGUCGUUUUCUCCGAUUACUUACCUUCAUUUGCGGAUGUUUGAAAUGGCUCUCGAUGCCAUCCAAGAAAAUACCAAGUUCGAAGUAAUUGGUGGGUUCUACUCCCCGGUGUCUGAUCACUACAAGAAGAGUGGGUUAGCUCCCGCAGUGCAUCGGGUGAGGAUGUGCGAAUUGGCAUGUGAGAGAACCAGUAAUUGGCUCAUGGUCGACGCUUGGGAAACAUUACAGCCAACUUAUACAAGAACCGCUCUUGUUCUCGAUCACUUCAAUGAGGAAAUCAAUGUCAAAAGAGGCGGGAUCAUGUCUGCCGAUGGCAAAACCAAGCGUGGAGUGAAAAUUAUGCUUUUGGCCGGAGGUGAUUUGAUUGUCAGUAUGGGCGAGCCAAACGUGUGGGCUGAAAACGAUUUGCAUCAUAUUUUGGGCUCGUAUGGUUGUUUGAUUGUUGAACGAACUGGAAGUGAUGUUAGAAGUUUCCUUCUCAGCCAUGACAUUUUGUAUGAGCACCGUAAGAACGUUUUGGUGAUUAAACAAUUGAUUUAUAACGAUAUUAGUUCUACAAAAGUGAGAUUAUUCAUUAGAAGAGGGAUGAGUGUGCAAUACUUGUUACCAAACUCUGUCAUUAGAUAUAUUCACGAACACAAGCUAUAUUUCAACACCACAGAACCCGUUAAACAAGUGAUGGGCAAUAAUGAUUAA
This is a messenger RNA of Saccharomycopsis crataegensis, 1353 nucleotides long. Its product is annotated as nicotinamide/nicotinic acid mononucleotide adenylyltransferase. The record is from RefSeq and is a predicted model, not a curated record. The transcript has a single exon. Gene Ontology annotation, biological process: NAD+ biosynthetic process. NCBI's taxonomy places the organism in Eukaryota, Fungi, Ascomycota, Saccharomycetes, Ascoideales, Saccharomycopsidaceae. The coding region runs from base 1 to 1353 and encodes 450 amino acids. Gene Ontology annotation, molecular function: nicotinamide-nucleotide adenylyltransferase activity; nicotinate-nucleotide adenylyltransferase activity.